UCUCUUUAUAUUUGAGACUCAGCUCUGAUAUUUUUGCAGGAUAAAAUUUUCAAGCAAAGCAAAUUCCUUUCCUUUGGCUUUCCCUUCUCUUUGCAACUUCACAAAGCAAUGGUUUCUUCAGAUACUGCUAGAAACGUGGUUGGUAUCCUAGGAAACGUCAUCUCACUCUUCUUGUUCUUAUCACCAGUGCCAACUUUUGUUCAAAUAUGGAAGAAAAGGGCAGUGGAGCAGUACUCAGCAACCCCAUAUCUUGCCACCUUAGUUAACUGCAUGGUAUGGGUGCUGUAUGGGCUGCCCAUGGUGCACCCAAAAAGCUUGUUGGUUGUGACCAUAAACGGAUCAGGAACAGCCAUUGAGUUUAUCUACAUUAUCCUUUUCAUUAUCUACGCAGACAAGAAAAAGAGGGUUAAAGUGAUAUUAAUAGUGCUUAUUGAGAUUAUUUUCAUUGCUGCCGUUGCUGUUCUGGUCCUAACUUUAGCCCACACCACCAAGAAGAGGUCUAUGAUUGUGGGACUUGUCUGCAUAUGCUUUAACAUCAUGAUGUAUGCGUCCCCAUUAUCGGUCAUGAAACUUGUAAUUACAACAAAAAGUGUGGAGUAUAUGCCAUUCUUCUUAUCUCUUGCUUCCUUAGGCAACGGACUUGCUUGGACGACUUAUGCUCUCAUCCAUUUCGACCCCUUCAUUGUUAUUCCAAAUGGGUUGGGUUCGCUAUUUGCAGUGGGCCAGCUGGUACUAUACGCAGUGUUCUACAAGUCGACCAAGAGGCAAAUAGCUGAAAGAGAGGGGAAAGCAGAGGUGGGAUUAUCACAAAUAGUUGUGAAUGGAGAUUCCAAGAAGAAGCCAUCAACUGCAUCCCUCAAUGCUUCUGCUUCUGAGAUCAAUAGGGCUUAACUACCUAAUCCAAUUAUCCAGUAGCUAGCAGGGACCAUGCCAGCGAAACACCUUUGUCCAAUAUUUUUAUAAUUAUUCGGGAACCUAACGUAGCAAAGGUACAAUGUGCUGCGUAAGCAGCCACCCAUGUUUGUUACCUCAUCAGUCUGCGUUUUGUGAUGGUUUUCUUUUUGUAGUUUUGAUUGUUAGACAUAUGCUUGGCAAUUAAUAUCAGAAAAUCUCAAUUUAA
Messenger RNA from Manihot esculenta (cassava), 1120 nucleotides. Its product is annotated as bidirectional sugar transporter SWEET4. Gene Ontology annotation, molecular function: sugar transmembrane transporter activity. Bases 109 to 891 code for a protein of 260 amino acids. Gene Ontology annotation, cellular component: membrane. Lineage: Eukaryota; Viridiplantae; Streptophyta; Magnoliopsida; Malpighiales; Euphorbiaceae. Gene Ontology annotation, biological process: carbohydrate transport. The transcript is spliced from 5 exons. The record is from RefSeq and is a predicted model, not a curated record.